Messenger RNA from Camellia sinensis, 1044 nucleotides. Lineage: Eukaryota; Viridiplantae; Streptophyta; Magnoliopsida; Ericales; Theaceae. The record is from RefSeq and is a predicted model, not a curated record.
ACAGGUAAAAUUCGCAAAAGAAGCAAUAGAGAGAUCUGGAGACGAAAAACCAUCAAAUUUGCAUCAGAAACACGUAAUCGAACAAGGCAAAAGGAGUAAUGGAUGAAACCAUUGAAGAACAUGGAAGAUCUCUAGCUGCUCCAAUAAUCUUCACCAUCGUUGUCGCAUUCCAAUUCAUUUUCAGAUUUAUAGAACAGAAGAAAAAGAAAGGGUCAAAGUCUGGUGUGGAGGCCCAAUUGCACGCAGAAAUUAAGCAAUUGUAUAAGGAGGCGAGCUCCAUGUCACAGCCUUCAACAUUUGCACAAGCAGCUAAACUUAAGAGGAUGGCACUAGCUAAGGAGAAGGACCUUGCAAAAAUUCAAGAAUUGCACAAGAAGGAGAUGAAAUUGUCAUAUGAUGCCUAUUUGAAGGGUCUCACAAUAUUAAAGAUUUUUACAUAUUUUUCGCUGAUUUGCUGGUUUUGGCGGAUCCCCGUGGCUGCUAUAUCUAAGCAACUCGUGGAGCCCUUUGGGAAGGUGUUGUCUUGGAGAGCGGGGAGUCCUUUGAACGACAAUGUCAUGAGAACAGAAGUGCACAUGUCCAGUCCUGAAGAUUAUUUUUUUCUUUCCAGUCAUCUGAAGCAAAUAAAAUAAUGCGCAAAUCAAGUCGGGAUUAUACCAUGGUUGAUAUUAUCUACCAGAGUCAGCAAAAUUAUUUGUCGAAAAGUCUUCAACUAGAAGGAUUUGCUACUCUGAAGAAGAUAAAGGACUCGGGAGAAAUUGUUGUCCUCCCUUCCCUGUAUUUAUCUAAAUUCAUUGAUUUUGUUAAUACAUUGAACGGUCAAAAUUGUUAACGCCUUCAGAAAUUUUCAUUUUUUUAAGUUUGGGAAUACAGGCCUGAACAUUAUUUAUUUGUUCGGGAAGAUGUUCUUGAACAAAUAAGUAAUGUUCGGGAAUACAGGUCUGAACAUGGAAAUUUCUUAAUCCACUGAAUGGUCAAAAUUGUUGACGCUUACAGAAGUUUUUAUUUUUUCAAGUUCAGAAAUGCAUGCUCGAAUAUUACUUA